This is a messenger RNA of Neohortaea acidophila, 723 nucleotides long. Its product is annotated as histidine phosphatase superfamily. Bases 1 to 723 code for a protein of 240 amino acids. Gene Ontology annotation, cellular component: cytoplasm. The record is from RefSeq and is a predicted model, not a curated record. Gene Ontology annotation, molecular function: phosphatase activity. The transcript has a single exon. Lineage: Eukaryota; Fungi; Ascomycota; Dothideomycetes; Mycosphaerellales; Teratosphaeriaceae.
AUGACGCCCACAAUCCAUUGCGUGCGCCACGGCCAAGCCUACCACAACCUCUCCAUCGCAAACCACAACAUCCACGACCCCCUCCUCACAAAUCUAGGCGAAGAGCAAUCCCGGCGCCUGCUAUCCAACUCCCCAGCCCUGCAAACCGCAGACCUAAUCGUCUCCUCCCCGCUAAAACGAACGCUCUACACCUCCCUCCUCGCCUUCGACUCCCUCCUCGCAGCAAAAGAAACCCGCAUCAUCGCCCUCCCCGAAUUGCAAGAAACCAGCGAUCUCCCCUGCGACACCGGCUCGCCGCUCUACGACCUCGCCACAGAAUUCGCUCAUCAACCCGUGGACUUCUCCCUCGUUAAACCCGACUGGGACAGCAAAAAGGGCAAAUGGGCCCCCUCCGCCUCCGCAAUCGAGAAGCGCGCACAAGAAGCGCGCACCUGGCUCCUGCAGCGGCCGGAGCGCGAAAUCGUCGUCGUCACGCACGGCGGCUUCCUGCAGUACCUCACGUCCAACUGGACGUCGACGAACUGUACCGAGAUUGUGCGGGCGGUCGGGUGGGCGAAUGCGGAGUGUCGGUCGUACGUGUUUAGUUCGGCGGAUCCGGGGACGGCGUGCUUGGUGGAGACGGUGGAGUCGAGGGAGAGGCGGAUGGGGAGGGAGAGGGGGCUGGAUCAUAAUGAGAAGACGCAGCUGAAGCGCACGGCGACGGAGGAGGGGCUGAAGGCGUAA